AUGUUGAGAGCUGCAUUCACUAGGUUUAGAGCAAACCUUGGUGGUAUUGGUCGUAAACAGAUCAAUAUCGAUGACUAUAACGUAGUCAAGGAAGGAUCUGCUAAGAUCCUAUUUGAAAAAGAAGAAACUGUAUUUUAUAAUCCAAUUCAACAAUUCAAUAGAGAUUUGAGUGUCACUUGUAUUAAAGCUUGGGAUAACUUAUAUGGAUCACGUAAAGGUAAGAAAACUGCUUCUGUACAUAAGAAUGAUAAUGAUACCGAUGAACCUGUCGCUAAGAGACAAAAAAUUGAAAGAAAGCCAUAUAUUAAGAUCCUUGAAGCAUUGUCUGCCACUGGGUUACGUGCCAUUAGAUAUGCUCAUGAAAUUCCACAUGUUAAAGAAAUUAUUGCUAAUGAUUUGCUACCCGCUGCAGUUGAGUCUAUUGAACGUAAUAUUGAAUAUAAUGGUGUUUCCGAUAAAUGUAAAGCCAAUUUAGAUGAUGCAAAUGUAUUAAUGUAUCGUAAUAAAGCUGAAAAUAAGACAUAUAAUGUAAUUGAUUUGGAUCCCUAUGGUACUGUAACACCAUUUGUUGAUAGUGCAAUGCAAUCAAUUGAAGAUAAUGGUCUUAUGUUAGUAACAUGCACCGAUUUAUCUGUUCUUGCAGGUAAUGGUUACCCAGAAAAAUGUUUCGCCCUUUAUGGAGGUGUUAAUAUGGUAGGUCAUGAAUCUACACACGAGAGUGCUUUAAGAUUAGUAUUGAAUUUAUUAAGUCAAACUGCUGCUAAAUAUAAGAAAACUGUUGAACCAUUAUUAAGUUUAAGCAUUGAUUUCUAUGUACGUGUCUUUAUCAGAGUUAAGACAGCUCCGAUUGAAGUGAAAAAUUUACAAUCAAAGACAAUGAUUACAUAUCAUUGUUCACAAUGUGGAUCCUAUCAUAACCAACCAUUAGGACGUAUCACAGAACGUGAAGGUAAGAGAAACCCUUCAAAGAUUCAAUUGAAAUAUAGUGUCGCUCAAGGUCCACCAGUAGAUCGUAAAUGUCAAUUUUGUGGUGGUACAUACCAUUUAGCUGGUCCAAUGUAUGGUGGUCCAUUACAUAAUCAUGAAUUCAUUAAGGAAGUAUUACGUAUCAAUCGUGAAGAGCACGGUGAUGAAAUCUACGGUACAAGAAAACGUAUUGAAGGUAUGUUAACUUUAGCAUCUAAUGAAAUUAGUGAAGCACCAUUUUACUUCAGUCCGAAUCAUGUUGCUUCAAUAUUAAAGUUACAAGUUCCUGCUUUAAAGACUGUGGUAGCGGGACUUGGUUCUUUAGGUUAUGAUUGUUCAUUAACACAUGCUCAACCCUCUACUUUAAAGACCAAUGCGCCAUGGGGAGCUAUAUGGUAUGUGAUGAGAGAAUGUGAUAGUAAUAAAGAUUUGAAACAAAAAUUAAGUAAGAUGAAGAGCGGCACACCAGGUUAUAAAAUUUUAAUGAAUUUAGAUGAAUGGUUAGAAAAUCAAACAAUGUUUGAUAUGAAGAAAUUAUCAUUUGAACAAAAUGAACAAAGUGGAACAGUUGAAAAAUUAAGAAAACUAAAAAUUGUAAGAUAUCAAGAGAAUCCAACUAAAAAUUGGGGCCCAAAGGCAAGACCUAAAUAA
Maudiozyma saulgeensis is the source of this 1617-nucleotide messenger RNA. Lineage: Eukaryota; Fungi; Ascomycota; Saccharomycetes; Saccharomycetales; Saccharomycetaceae. The record is from the annotation of a GenBank genome assembly.